UCAGUGUUCGUACGAUAUUGUGUGGUCCAAACGUCUUUUAUUUGUAAAUCGUGUUUCUAUUGGACAUGUGCUGUGUUUUGUGAUGAGAUAGAAUUCGAGUGUUGACACAGACGGACUUAUGUCGCGCCGAUAAACAAAUUUAACAGAAAAGUGUAAAAAGUGUUAAAAAUAAGUGUAAAAAUGUUGGGGAAACACUCGAAAAUAUUCUUCGGUGUGUCCAUGAUAUUUCUGGUGAUCGCCAUUGUACUGGCUUCCUGGGGUUUUCAGAAAGUUGUUAAUAAACAAAUACAGAAAAAUGUUCAGUUAUCGAACGAUUCGAAGAUGUUCGACAGAUGGGUGAAGCUACCCAUACCGUUGGACUUCAAAGUCUAUGUGUUCAACGUGACCAACGUGGAGGAGGUGAACAGAGGGGAGAAGCCUAUACUUAAGGAGAUUGGACCUUAUGUUUAUAAGCAGUACCGAGAAAAAACAAUCCUAGGUUACGGACCCAACGACACAAUUAAGUACAUGCUGAAGAAACACUUCGAGUUUGACCCCGAAGCUUCAGGAAGCCUGACGGAAGAUGAUGAACUUACUGUUGUACACUUCUCUUACUUGGCAGCCUUAUUAACAGUCCACGACAUGAUGCCCAGUUUAGUGGCGAUAGUGAACAAAGCGUUGGAGCAGCUGUUCCCGAGCCUGGACGACGCCUUCCUGAGGGUCAAAGUGAGGGACCUGUUCUUCGACGGCAUCUACCUCAGCUGUGAUGGUGAUAAUUCUGCUUUAGGACUUGUUUGUGGGAAAAUUAGGUCAGAGAUGCCUCCGACUAUGCGACAAGCUGAAGGAUCAAAUGGAUUUUAUUUCUCCAUGUUUUCUCAUAUGAACCGAUCAGAAAGCGGUCCCUACGAGAUGAUUCGCGGCAGAGACAACGUCUACGAGCUCGGUAACAUCGUCUCCUACAAGGGUCAGGAGAACAUGCCCAUGUGGGGAGACAAGUACUGCGGGCAGAUCAACGGCUCCGACUCCUCUAUAUUCCCUCCGAUCAAUGAGAACAAUGUGCCCAAGAAAAUUUAUACUUUUGAGCCUGAUAUAUGCAGGUCCGUUUACGCCGAUCUGGUGGACAAACGGGAGUUGUUCAACAUUAGCACGUAUUACUAUGAGAUCUCUGAGUCUGCGUUUGCAGCGAAAAGCGCUAAUCCUAAUAAUAGGUGUUUUUGUAAAAAGAACUGGAGUGCAAACCACGACGGCUGCCUCCUCAUGGGUCUGCUGAACCUCAUGCCGUGUCAAGGAGCUCCCGCCAUCGCCUCACUACCUCACUUCUACCUCGGCUCCGAAGAACUGCUGGACUACUUCCAGUCAGGAGUCCAGCCUGACAAGGAGAAGCAUAAUACUUACGUUUAUAUGGAUCCUGUGACCGGAGUUGUUCUAAGUGGAGUAAAGCGACUGCAGUUCAACAUAGAACUGCGUCAGAUAGACACCAUACCUCAGUUGAAGAGCGUACCCACUGGCUUGUUCCCUAUGCUGUGGCUUGAAGAGGGCGCAACAAUCCCCGAAUCAAUACAGCAAGAACUCCGGGACGCUCACAAACUCCUAAGCUACGUCGAAGUAGCCAAAUGGUUCCUUUUAACAAUAGCUAUAAUCGCCGUGAUUGCUUCAGCGGUAGCUGUCGCGAGAGCCAACGCGCUUCUCUCGUGGCCACGCAAUAGUAACUCCGUCAGCUUUAUAUUAGGGCCCAGUGUUACUCAGGUUAAUAAAGGAAAUUGAUGGAA
Molecule: messenger RNA, 1748 nt
Organism: Helicoverpa zea (corn earworm)
Lineage: Eukaryota; Metazoa; Arthropoda; Insecta; Lepidoptera; Noctuidae
Product: sensory neuron membrane protein 2
Exons: 11
Coding region: 181-1743 (520 amino acids)
Cellular component (GO): membrane; cytoplasm; lysosome
Molecular function (GO): scavenger receptor activity
Source: RefSeq, a predicted model, not a curated record